Messenger RNA from Lotus japonicus, 1550 nucleotides. Its product is annotated as damage-control phosphatase At2g17340-like. Gene Ontology annotation, cellular component: cytosol; nucleus. The transcript is spliced from 12 exons. NCBI's taxonomy places the organism in Eukaryota, Viridiplantae, Streptophyta, Magnoliopsida, Fabales, Fabaceae. Gene Ontology annotation, biological process: coenzyme A biosynthetic process. The coding region runs from base 212 to 1312 and encodes 366 amino acids. The record is from RefSeq and is a predicted model, not a curated record. Gene Ontology annotation, molecular function: pantothenate kinase activity; ATP binding.
AAAUAGUGAAUUAAAAAAUAAAAGUUGAAAGCCUUGUUUGACUAGAGGAACGAGUUUCCAAGAGUAAUUCGUGUGUGAGAAGUGAAGGUGAGAAGAGAAGUACCACUACGCUACGUUACGCUCCCUCUCUCUCUAUCUUCCAACAAUUACUCUACCAAUUCUUCUUCUUCUUCUUCUUCAUCCUCAGACAGGUUUCGUCUUGUCUUUGAAGAUGGAAAGCGCAUCGGAGUUGGUGGAAUUCCCGUUGUUGGUGACCCCCAUUGAUACUCACUACAGGGCUUGCACCAUUCCUUACAGAUUCCCUUCUGAUAAUCCCCGCAAGCCCACUCCAAUUGAGCUCUCUUGGAUUGAUCUCUUCGUCAAAUCCAUACCCUCCUUCAAGGAGCGUGCAGCGAGUGAUACUUCUGUUCCUGAUGCUGCAAAUAAAGCUGAAAAGUUUGCUCAAAGGUAUGCUGACAUACUUGAAGAUUUCAAAAAAGAUCCCGAAAGUCAUGGAGGGCCACCUGAUUGCAUUCUUCUCUGCAGACUCCGUGAGCUAAUUCUUAGAGAAUUGGGAUUCAGGGAUAUCUUCAAAAAUGUGAAGGAUGAAGAAAAUGCAAAUGCCAUCACUCUAUUUGAGGAUGUUGUUCGUCUUAAUGAUGCCAUUGAAGAUGAAAGCAUGCGACUUGAGAAUUUAGUAAGAGGAGUUUUUGCAGGAAACAUAUUUGAUCUUGGUUCUGCACAGCUUGCAGAGGUUUUCUCCAAGGAUGGAAUGUCCUUUUUGGCUAGUUAUCAAAAUCUUGUCCCUCGACCAUGGGUUAUUGAUGAUCUUGACACAUUCAAAAUGAAAUGGGGCAAGAAGUCAUGGAAGAAGGUUAUUAUAUUUGUCGAUAACUCUGGUGCAGAUAUCAUUUUGGGUAUUUUACCAUUUACAAGGGAGCUGCUUCGGCAUGGGAGUCAGGUUGUAUUGGCUGCUAAUGACUUGCCUUCCAUCAAUGAUGUGACUUAUUCUGAGCUAAUUGAAAUUAUAUCAAAGUUAAAGGAUGAAGAAGGACGUCUUGUGGGUGUCAGUACUUCAAAUCUUUUAAUUGCUAACUCUGGCAAUGAUUUACCUGUUAUUGAUCUUACAAGGGUGUCUCAGGAGCUUGCUUACCUUGCAAGUGAUGCAGAUCUUGUCAUCUUAGAAGGAAUGGGCCGGGGAAUAGAAACAAAUCUUUAUGCUCAAUUCAAAUGUGAUUCCCUUAAGAUUGGAAUGGUCAAGCAUCCUCAGGUUGCAGAAUUUCUUGGGGGGCGCCUGUAUGACUGCGUAUUCAAAUACAAUGAAGCUUCAUGAUUAUAAGUCGUAUUCUUUUGUCUACUAAUAUGGUGCAUUCGUUGAAAUUUCUGGUGUUAACCUUUCUACUUUAUACACCAUUAUAUGCGUGUAGCAAGAUACUCUAUCAAGAAUGCCAUUUUAGAAUUAGAGAGGCAAAAAAAUUGAAUAUUUUACUUGUAAUAAACAAUUGUUCAACAUGCAUGACUUGCACUCAAGCUAACAAAGAGGGGGCAUAGGUAUUGCAAUUUGGAGGAAA